AUGAGGAUAUUUGUCGUGUUUUUAGUCUUGGCGGGUGCAUUCGCUAUUCAAGCUAAGACAUGGAACGCGAAAUUUCCUGGAAAAGGCCGCCCUCCCGCACAAACGGAGGAGGAACACCAAAAAGAACACUGCGAAUUCCUUGAAGAAGUAAUGGAGAACUAUGUGGAUGGUUCCGAUGAUCCCGAUGGUUUUUGUGAUCGGAUGCCCGGCCCUGACGUCAGCAACUUUACGUGUAAGUGCAGGAUUGAUGGGCAAGAGAAGGAAGUGUUGCCACUGUGCAGAUAUCUCAAAAAUUGCACAAUAUCCGUUAAUCAGACCAAUUAUACCUGCGAUGUGGAAGACAGUGACCGAGUGAAGUGCGUCCAACAAAUUCGAACUCAGCCACCUCAAGUUGGAAAAGCUGAGGGAGAGGCAUCGCCAACUCAAAACAAUGAAGAAAUUAAAGCAGCGCCUGAAGAAAAACCGAAAACUGAUAGAGAAGAAGAGUCGGUCGUUCAUGGAAAUGAUAACGUCACCGAUCAGAAGAAAGGUGAUGAUAGAAGUAAUGAAAAUGCGGAAGCAAUCCCGAGAAAUGAAGACAAUAAAAAGGUUGCUGAUAAUGGAGGGAAUGGAGUUAAUGACAAACACAAUGAAACCACCACUGAAGGCGAUGACACCCGAAACAAACUUCAAUUACCACAUCGAAAUCAAUCGUUACCGCAGGCCCAAGAAAAAAAAAAUAAUACAAACCACUCGACAUCACAGAAUGAUAAACAAAAUGAAACGACGGAACCACCUCCUGAAAACUCCGCCACCCCUGAGGCGCAUGGAGUUGAUCGCCCUACACAAGAUGGCGGUAUUAAAUCGCCGUUGCCCCUCCUCAUCAUCAAAAUAUAUUUUACCGCGGUUUCUUUUUUGCUCCUCAGUAUAUUCUGA
This is a messenger RNA of Trypanosoma brucei brucei TREU927, 915 nucleotides long. RefSeq lists its product as hypothetical. The record is from RefSeq and is a predicted model, not a curated record. The coding region runs from base 1 to 915 and encodes 304 amino acids. NCBI's taxonomy places the organism in Eukaryota, Euglenozoa, Kinetoplastea, Trypanosomatida, Trypanosomatidae. The transcript has a single exon.